This is a messenger RNA of Helobdella robusta, 216 nucleotides long. RefSeq lists its product as hypothetical. Gene Ontology annotation, biological process: regulation of transcription by RNA polymerase II. The annotation marks the transcript as partial. Lineage: Eukaryota; Metazoa; Annelida; Clitellata; Rhynchobdellida; Glossiphoniidae. The transcript is spliced from 2 exons. The record is from RefSeq and is a predicted model, not a curated record.
AGUGGUACGAGCAGUGUAGCCAUUGACAACAAGAUUGAACAAGCCAUGGAUCUAGUCAAAUCGCACCUGAUGUUUGCCGUACGGGAGGAGGUUGAGGUACUAAAGGAACAAAUCAAAGAGCUCCUCGAGAAAAAUGCCCAACUUGAGUACGAAAAUAAAAUACUGAGGGCUGAGGCCAGCUCUGAUACUCUGGAAAAGUUGAGGGCUCUCCAGUGA